Messenger RNA from Brienomyrus brachyistius, 1250 nucleotides. It is a transcript of the gene fam174b, whose product is annotated as family with sequence similarity 174 member B. Lineage: Eukaryota; Metazoa; Chordata; Actinopteri; Osteoglossiformes; Mormyridae. The record is from RefSeq and is a predicted model, not a curated record.
GGUGCGGUUCGGUCACCCCAAUCAAAAUGUCUCAUAGAUAGAUAGAAAACCGCUUUAAUGUUUGUUUUUUUCCAGGAUCGCCAUUUUAAUAUUUCAAUGGCAUUCAUUUUACCUUUCUUAUACACUACUCUACCGUGCGUGAUGGCAAAAUCUUGUUUUUCAUAUAUUGGUACAUUUAUAUAAGACGGCUCAACCAAUACUUUCAUCUGUCAAAUAAAAAAUGCAAAAGUCACACAUGUAGCUUAAGAUAAUGUCGUGUGUCCCAGCAUCGGGAAAUUAACAGAAUUGCAUAGGACGGACAGCAAUAAAGGUGACAGGACGCCGUCGAUCGAGACGCCGGGGACAGUUGUACGUCAUCGGGGAGUUUCACGCGGCGUCUGUCACGAGCCCUUCCGGGUUUAGGUAAUCCCACAUUUCCUCUCGUUAACGCGAAUUAAACCGGACCGUGAAAGCACAGUCGACUAGUUAGUCCACGAGAGCCAAAGGUUGCGCACAUUAGAGGGAAUUACCUUGCAGAAGCAGAAAAAUAUGUUAAUCAUCGUGCUUUGCACAUGUCGAAGGUUGCUUGGUUUUCCGAUUACGAGUAAACCGAAAAAGUUUGUUGAUAUGAUGCAGAAAAAAAAUCAGCUAAAUUAAAUCCUGAGUUUUUUUGAAGCGCAAAUCCAUUCAUUUGGCAAAGUGCGUUUUUUCUUCAAUAAAGAAAGGCGUAUAUACGGUAUAUCUGCUGCAUAAAAUAGGUGCUCGCUGGUAAGUGGGCGCCGCGUUAUUUAAUAGUGAACAGCGAGGCGUGGAUUCCCAGCGAGAUGACUUCUCUCCAGAUCGCGCUUUGCCUGUUCGCAGCGGCUGCUUGGAAAGUGUCCUGCGAACUGCGAGCCGCGCCUUCACCUGCCGCCACGCCGAGUCCCACAUCGCCGCUGGCGGAGGGCUCACAUCUAAACGGGAGCUCCAACCAUUCAGCGCCCAUCGGCUCUCGCAUUUACUCCAUCGCGAACGACCUGCCGACGCUGAAGAGCGCGGUCAUCUUCAUAUGCGCUUUCACUGUUUUCCUGAUCAUCUGCUUGCUCAUCAAAAUGUACAGGUCCGGGAGGAAGAUAAGGAAAACACGAAAGUAUGAUAUAAUUACCACUCCUGCCGAACGGGUGGAAAUGGCACCUAACGAGGAGAAUUAUGAGGAAGAUGAUUCUACCAUUUUUGACGUGAAGUACAGAAGACAGGUCUUCAUCAAGAUCACUGUGUAUCCAGAUGCAUAA